This is a messenger RNA of Didymodactylos carnosus, 372 nucleotides long. The record is from the annotation of a GenBank genome assembly. Lineage: Eukaryota; Metazoa; Rotifera; Eurotatoria; Philodinida; Philodinidae.
AUGUAUCAGAAAAAACAUCAAGCAAUUUGUCGUAAAAUUCUGACAAACAAACGGAAAACAUUCGAUGCUGGAAAACAACGAGCGACAGAUUCUGAUAUACCUUAUGCAGCAACAAAAAAGACAUUGCAAAUAUACACAGGUCAAAUUAGACCACAAGAUGAAAAGUCAAAAUACAAAAAACCAAAUUGGCGUGAGCGUCAUCAGUCGUUGAUCAAAUCCAUUCGUGAAGCGCGAUCAGUAACACAAGCAAUUAAGAGUGGUGGUCCACUACCAAAAUUUAGACCGACUGAAAUCCCGUCAGAUUAUGUUGAAUGUCCUUAUUGUAAUCGAAAUUUUAAUCAGCAUGCUGCUCAAAGACAUACACCAUUGUAA